Impatiens glandulifera is the source of this 2352-nucleotide messenger RNA. Its product is annotated as receptor-like serine/threonine-protein kinase NCRK. Gene Ontology annotation, biological process: protein phosphorylation. Bases 430 to 2187 code for a protein of 585 amino acids. The transcript is spliced from 13 exons. Lineage: Eukaryota; Viridiplantae; Streptophyta; Magnoliopsida; Ericales; Balsaminaceae. The record is from RefSeq and is a predicted model, not a curated record. Gene Ontology annotation, molecular function: ATP binding; protein kinase activity.
UAGACGCUCUCUCUCUCUUUCUCAAAAUGCCUCCCGAGGAUCGGAUGAAUUAAGUUCGAAGAGACUGUGUGUGAGCUCGCAAGCACUGAAGUACGUGAAUGUAGAAUGUGUAGAGCAUUUCCACAUGAUUUGAACCUCCUCUCCUCAAGUUCUAUGAGUUAUCUUUUGAAGAAUAGAUUCUUUGUCAACUUCCGGCGGCGGUGCAGAAAGAUCGCUGGAGUUGAACAAAGCUAAUUUGCUUGUUGAUGAUGGGUCCUUUUCGAGCUUCAUUGUUUCUCUCCUCAGUUGCUUUCACCUGGAUUACAUUUCCUAAUCCACAAAAGAAAACAUUGGGGAUGAUGCUGGAUAUAGCUGUCAACUUGUAGAAUAUGGGUGAACUUUUUGCUUGAUGAUUUGCAUUUGUACUUUUGAAUGUGAACCUCUUUCAUAAUGAAGUUCACUUUCUGGGUGAGAACAAAUGGAGGUUCCUGCAAAGCUACUAUUGCUCUUUUCGUUAGCUUGAUCUCUUUUCAACAACUUAUCAGUGAUCAUUUAUCUGAGGGAUCAACCCUAAACAAGUGGACAUGCACAUGCUCCUCCGCAUAUGGAGACAAUCAAAAUUUUACAGACAAUAAUUGUUCCACGUCCUGUGAUUGCAGUCCUGCUGCAGGAGGAUCAGCCAAUAAUAGUUGGACAUGCAUAUGUGCAGCAGAGAACCAAAGCACCAGCUGCUUUACAUCUUGCAACUGCAGUUUUGGAUCAUCCGGUGAGAUAAAAUCGGCAAAGAAACAUAUAUUUAACAGAAGUGUCAUCAUAGUCCUUUCUGUAUGUUUUGUGUUCACAAUUACUGUUCUUGCUGCGUUAAUAUUGUGCUACAUCCAUAAGGAAAAAAGCCACUUGCUACAAUCUCUUCCAAGUUCAGAUAAAGAAACAAGUUGCAAUAGCACAACCAAACUCAUAAUCAAUAGUGCUGCACAAUCCAGAUUUUACAUCGAGUCCCCCAUUAACCCUGUUUUAGCUUGUUUUCAAGGAAGGAGAAAAUCAGUAAAUGGACCGGUUAAACAGUUUUCAUACUCCGAGUUGGUGAUUGCAACAAAUAAGUUCUGCAGUUCUAACUUGAUAGCUGUCGGAGGCAGCAGCCAUGUGUACAUUGGUCGUCUCAAAGACGGACGAACUGUGGCCAUCAAACGACUAAGAAGUCAUGGAGCACCAGAUACAGAAGCUGUUUUCUCUACUGAGAUUGAAUUGAUAUCAAGACUCCAUCAUCGUCACCUAGUACCUUUGCUGGGGUACUGCUCAGAAAACAAAGGAACAAAUCCUGAAAGGGUUUUAGUGUAUCAGUACGUUCCAAAUGGUAACUUAAGGGACAGUUUGGAUGGAGCUUCAGGAAUAUGCCUGGACUGGAGUACUCGAGUUGCAAUUGCACUUGGAGCUGCCAAGGGCUUAGACUAUCUCCAUGAGGCAGCUGCUCCAAGAAUCUUGCAUAGAGACGUCAAAUCUACUAACAUUCUCCUAGACGAGGAUUGGAGAGCAAAGAUCACGGAUCUGGGCAUGGCUAAACAUUUAAUAGAUGGCGUUCCUAGCUGCUCCAGCUCGCCUGCCAGAAUGCAAGGCACUUUUGGGUAUUUUGCACCAGAGUAUGCUAUCAUUGGAAGAGCAUCUUUCAAGUCUGAUGUUUUCAGCUUUGGGGUAGUUCUUCUUGAGCUGAUUAGCGGCAGACAAGCAAUUACCAGGUCAUCAAGAGGAGAAGAAGAAAGUCUCGUCAUUUGGGCUGGUCCAAGACUGCAGGAUAGUAGACGAGUUAUUUCGGAGUUGGCUGAUUUGAAAUUAAAAGGGGAUUUUCCAGAAGAAGAAAUGCAGGUUAUGGCUUACUUGGCUAAGGAGUGUUUAAUGUUGGAUCCUGAUUGUCGACCAACCAUGAGUGAAGUAGUUCAAAUACUUACCACCAUUGCCCCAGAGAAAUCAAGAAGGCUAAACCUCCCCUUAAAUAUUCUCCAGAAUUGUCAUAACAGGGAAGGCGAAGUAACUAAAGAUUGUAUCAAUCAACCCAUUGAAGAGAUAAUUGAAACCGAUCAGAUCAAGCAAGCAAACCGAUCAUGUAGGCGCUUCUCUCAAGAUGAUGACGAAGUGGACCUAACUGAGCCCAGGUUCGAAUCUUUCUCCAUGGAAAGCUUUAACAUCCCUCUGAGUUUGAUCCUAAAUGUAUAGGUUUUUUUUAAGGCAAUGGCUAUCAUUUUUCUUAAGCUGUUGUCUCUUGAUUUUAUUUUGCUUGGUAGUUUUGAUGACACUAUCAUAACAGAGUGAAAACAAACAAAAAGAAUUACAAAUUUGAAGACUUUUUUAAUUGAUUAUUAUUAUUAGGUCACUUAAUUG